GGAUUUUUCAUUGGAGACUUGGGAGUUUUUCCCUUUAGACAGGGGUCAGCUGAAAGACAAAGAAAAAUGGCGAGUAGUUUGCAAGGAGAGCAGCCCCUGUUUGCUUGGGCUUUGCCCUGGAUCUUCUACAGCCUUUCCCUUGCAUAUUCUCAUGCCUUUGUCCUUUCUUCUCCUUUUUUGCUCUUUCCCGUGAGGGGGGAGGAAAGUGAGAGUGCAGCUGAAAGGGAAAAAUAGCAGUGCUUGUGCUUUUACAUAGCCUGAUGUGAUUUGACUUUCUCAACGAAAUGUUGGUCUAUCUGAUGCAGACCUGGAAUACUUAAACCUGGUGUAGUUGCAAAUAAGGCCUGAAACAUGUCUGCAGACGGGGGAUUCGGAACAAGCAGUGAUGCACAGCAAAACCUUCAGUCUUUCUGGCCAAGGGUUAUGGAAGAGAUCCGCAAUCUAACAGUGAAAGAUUUCAGAGUUCAGGACCUCCCUCUGGCUCGCAUAAAGAAGAUCAUGAAACUUGAUGAAGAUGUGAAGAUGAUCAGUGCCGAAGCUCCAGUUCUGUUUGCCAAAGCUGCACAGAUUUUUAUAACCGAGUUAACCUUACGUGCCUGGAUUCACACAGAGGACAACAAAAGGAGAACUCUUCAGAGAAAUGACAUCGCUAUGGCAAUCACAAAGUUUGAUCAGUUUGACUUCCUUAUUGACAUUGUCCCUAGGGAUGAAUUAAAACCUCCAAAGCGACAGGAAGAGGUCCGGCAGGCCGUGAACUCCACAGAGCCAGUUCAGUACUACUUCACUCUAGCACAACAGCCAGCAGCUGUACAAGUGCAAGGGCAGGCGACUGCUCAGCAAACUACAUCCUCCACCACCACCCUCCAGCCUGGUCAGAUCAUCAUUGCUCAGCCACAGCAAGGCCAGAAUGCACCAGUCACCAUGCAGGUUGGGGAGGGACAGCAGGUACAGAUUGUACAGGCACAGCCUCAGGGACAAACUCAGCAAGGGCAGAGUGGAGCUGGGCAGACCAUGCAAGUCAUGCAACAAAUAAUCACCAACACAGGAGAGAUCCAGCAGAUCCCGGUUCAGCUGAACACAGGGCAACUGCAGUAUAUUCGACUUGCCCAGCCAGUGUCUGGAACACAAGUUGUUCAGGGACAAAUCCAGACCCUAACCAAUGCACAGCAGAUUGCACAAGCCGAUGUCCAGCAGGGACAGCAGCAGUUCAGCCAGUUUACUGAUGGCCAGCAGUUGUACCAGAUUCAGCAAGUCACCAUGCCAGCUGGUCAGGACAUGGCACAGCCGCUGUUCAUCCAGUCCAGUGGUCAGACAUCGGAUGGACAAAGCACUCGGGUUACGGGGGACUGAGCAAGCAAAGCUUGAGGAAGGAACUGGUAAAAGAACGCAGACACACACACAUGGACACAUAUAUACACGUACUCAGACGUGCUAACAAUGGCACACGCUGGUGUGGUACAGGCUCUACUGGCACUCAAAGGGUUAAAGGGAAAUUGUUUGCAGUUCAUGAUUAGUGCCAGCCUUCAGGAUAGCGGGGACCUGAAUUGGUUCUGUUGUGUAUGUUGCCCUGUGAGGGGAGUACUGUUCAGAGGGGGGUUGUGAAUACUCUUGACUACAAAACUGAAGCAGGAGAAACACCUGGAUGAGAUCCCUGCAGUGCAUUUCCCAUUAUCACAUCCCUUUUGUUCUAAUUACACUUACCAUGCAGGUUUUUGUUUCCUUUUAUUUAAAGGCAUGGUAUGCUUUUAAAUACAAUGUUAUUAAACGAGGCCAUGUACCACACGUUUCAGUGCUAGGAGAGCCACAGUUAAUUGGUAAAGAUAAAAAGUAACAGUCUGCAGGGCCCCAUUCUUAGGAAAGCAACACUGUCCUUCCUUUUGGCCAUUUCCUUUUCCAGAAGAAGCGGUAACAAAGCAUUUCCUGCUGCUCUUGUUCAUCAUCUGAUAAAAAGAAACUUCCACCCACACCUGCCACCGACACACAGCAACAAAGCCAUGGCAUUACAUUUGGACUGGAUACAUAUAUAUUUAAGAAGUAAUGUUUGGUGUGUAUUGGGGGGGUCAGUUUUUAUUAGUAUUACCAAUUUUUGUCUUUUUAAUGUAUUGCUGUAGUCUGCUUUGUGUACACAUAACAAUUCUGCACAGACAGCAAUAAACUUUUUAGAUACAGGCUGUUUUUCUUUUCCCCUUUGCAUUCCACUGGCUGCUCACUGGAAGAAAAUAAAAGAUUUUCAAACAUGA
Messenger RNA from Xenopus laevis (African clawed frog), 2240 nucleotides. It is a transcript of the gene nfyc.S, whose product is annotated as nuclear transcription factor Y subunit gamma S homeolog. The record is from RefSeq and is marked provisional. Gene Ontology annotation, molecular function: RNA polymerase II cis-regulatory region sequence-specific DNA binding; DNA-binding transcription activator activity, RNA polymerase II-specific; protein heterodimerization activity. NCBI's taxonomy places the organism in Eukaryota, Metazoa, Chordata, Amphibia, Anura, Pipidae. Gene Ontology annotation, biological process: regulation of transcription by RNA polymerase II; positive regulation of transcription by RNA polymerase II. Gene Ontology annotation, cellular component: transcription regulator complex; nucleus; CCAAT-binding factor complex.